AGAACCAGACAGAGAAGAGUUGUGUGGCUAUACUUUCUUUUCUUUUUAUUAUAGGACAUGGACUCAAAGCUGCAAAAUGACUUUUGUGAAGAGCCUGUUAAUCGCAUUUACUCCACAAGCCUCAAGGUGUUUGGAGAUGGAAGAUGAAUGGGAAGAAGAGGAGCAGCUUGUUGUGGUGGAGCUCUCUGGAAUAAUCAACAAUGACUUUCUGUCCAAAUGUCGGACCACUUGUAAGAUACUGGAUAUAAAUAGUGAAAGGCCCAUGAUGCAGGUUGGACAAUAUGUGUUUGCAGGGGAAUAUGAAGACGCUUUGGGAACUUGUGUGCUUUUUGAAGAGGUAUCAAAAAAAGCUGCAGGAAAAACAGACAGUUGUCCUGGCCUCAAAUACAUUUGCCACACUGUUAAGAAACUGACGAUGCAACGAAUCUUUCUCACUGAGAAGAGGGAGGGUGAAAUGAUAGCAGAGAAACAUGAUGACAAGCAGCAGGUCACAACCUGUUUGUCUAAUCAAACAGACACUGACAGCACACAUGGCAUGAUAGAAGAAAGUCUGAACAACGCAGAUUUGGACGACUCUGCAUUCGACUGAGAUAGACAUUUUAUAUUAUGACUCCUCAAUGCGAGGAUAAGAAAUGUGCCACACAGUCAAGAACUUGGGUUUAUUGGUCUUUGCACUUCUACAGCAAAAUAGAGAUGUUGUUCUUUCUGUGAAAUAAAAUCAAUUAUUUUUGUGGAA
Molecule: messenger RNA, 736 nt
Organism: Girardinichthys multiradiatus
Lineage: Eukaryota; Metazoa; Chordata; Actinopteri; Cyprinodontiformes; Goodeidae
Gene: gtf3c6
Product: general transcription factor IIIC, polypeptide 6, alpha
Exons: 7
Coding region: 77-589 (170 amino acids)
Biological process (GO): transcription by RNA polymerase III
Cellular component (GO): transcription factor TFIIIC complex
Source: RefSeq, a predicted model, not a curated record